AAACUCCUCUCUCACUAGCUUAAUCCCAUCCGCAGUCGCCACUCUCCACCUAUUUAGCACUCUAAUCCACCGCCACUUUUCUAAAACACCCUUCAUUUCCUCGUCUUCUCCGUUCCUACCCCCACCUCGCCUCCCGGCUCCCGAUCACAUCACCAAGCGAAGAAGAAAAGGAAAAAGAAAAAUCGAAGCCCAAACCCUAGCAGGGCUCCAGGGCUCGAGGCGAGGGGGAGCCAUGAAGAUCCCGUUCGUGUCUAAGCGAUCGCACCGGUCGAGCGAGGCCGCGGGGCCGUCGAACCAGCCCCCGGCCGCGCCGCAGCAGCAGCCGCCGUCCCCGGCGAGGACCGCGGCUGCGUCGGCGUCCUCCUCGCCCCCCGCAGCGGAGGAGGACUUCAUUUCGCAGGAGGAGGAGUACCAGAUGCAGCUGGCGAUGGCGCUGUCGGUGUCGGCCUCGGUGUCGGACGCCGGGGGGGCCGGGGACCCCGACGGGGAGCAGAUCAGGAAGGCAAAGCUGAUGAGCCUCGGCAGGGGCAAUCCCGGUGCCGCCGGUGAUCAGGGCGGAGGAGGCACCGCGGAGUCGCUCUCACGGCAAUACCAGGAAUACAACUUCCUUGAUUACAAUGAGAAAGUUAUUGAUGGAUUCUAUGACAUAUGUGGACUCUCUGCGGAGUCUUCUAGGCAGAAAAAGAUUCCAUCGCUUUCUGAGCUUCAGAUGAGCAUUGGGGAUCUUGGAUUUGAAGUGAUAGUGAUUGACCAUAAGUUUGAUAAUGCGUUAAGGGAGAUGAAGGAUGUAGCACAGUGCUGCAUGGACCGUGAUGAUAUUCCAGUAUCAGUGCGGCGAAUAGCUGAAGUUGUUGCAGAACAUAUGGGUGGUCCUGUGAUAGAUGCAAAUGAAAUGUUUACUAGGUGGUUGGGCAAAAGCAUUGAGCAGAGGACAUCACAUCAGACAAGUCUGCUGCCAAUUGGCCGCAUUGAGAUAGGUUUAUCCCGUCAUCGUGCCCUGCUUUUCAAGAUCCUUGCUGAUAGUGUUGGUAUUCCAUGCAAGCUGGUUAAAGGGAGUCAUUACACUGGUGUUGAAGAUGACGCUUUUAGCAUCAUAAAGAUGGAUAAUGAUAGGGAAUAUUUGGUUGAUGUUAUGGCUGCACCUGGCACUCUUAUUCCAGCAGAUGUCUUUAAUUCAAAGGGCACUUCAUUCAAUUCCAAUCAAACUGGUCAGAAUCAGGUGACCGAUUCAAUAACUAACACAGACAAUGAACCAGUUGCAUUACAAUUUGAGUCUAAUCACAACCAGUUGCAUACACCGAGCAAUAACAAUUGGAUACCAGAUAAUCAUUCAGGACAUGCAAAGACAACUACUCCCUCUGUUCUGAAUCCUUGUGCUGACACAUUGUCAAUGACUGCUGGAGUUAGUAGUGUGCCCUGUGCAUUGGUACCUCAGAUGCAAUCAGAUCAACCAUCAACUGCUGGUACGCUUUUAAAGCAGAAACAAGACUUGAAAUUACUUCAAAACUCACAAGACAAGGAGGAGUGCAAAAGAUUAUUUUCAGAUCUUAAUCCUUUGAGGGAUAUUGGACCUGGGAAAAGUUCAGUGGCAUUAAAGAGACCAGAUAACAGAAACAAUGAAUUCCAAAGGCGUAGAGAGAACGUAGCUCCGGUCCCUGCAAGAUCACAGCAGCCAUUGGUGAUAAAAAAUUGGUCUGCUUUUAAUGACAUUUCCAACAAUAAGCAGUAUAACUUUGCUGAGGGGUCAGUUCCUCGCAGAAAUGUUAUCAACAAUGUUGCAUCAUCAUCUCAGCUGGCCUGGUCAGCUGCAAAGCAUUACAAUUCUAAUGCUGUAGAACGCAACAAUAGGUCAUAUGUGGCACCAGUUCGUAACUAUGACAAUGGAACAAUUGGUACCUCAGCUACGACCGCAGCCUCUAACUCUGGAGAGCGCCUUGAUAAGUCAAACAUGGGAGUUGCUUCUGAUUAUGACAUGAUUGGUACCUCUUCUGCGAACACAGCUUGUACAUAUCAAAUUGGGAAGGUUGCAGAAAAGGGCCCUUGUGAUGAUUUGGAAAAAGGUUCCAUGUAUUCUGUAUUUGACAGUCAACUUUCAGUCAGUGCACAAGGACUUGUUUUACAAGCAAAUGAGAACAAGGAAAAUUAUGGCAGGCAUGAGCACCAAAAGUUAUAUCCUGAUCUAAGGAAGUCCCCUCCUGACAGAUUCAUGGGUGCACCAAAGCAGCACUCAGGGGCUAUUUCUCCAUCCCAAGUUGGUUCAAGCAGGGUUGACAUAGUGCUGGAGGAUGUAUCUGAGUGUGAAAUCCUCUGGGAAGAUCUUGUAAUUGGUGAAAGGAUUGGGUUAGGUUCAUAUGGAGAAGUCUACCAUGCUGAUUGGAAUGGAACUGAAGUAGCUGUAAAGAAAUUCUUGGAUCAGGAUUUCUAUGGUGAUGCUCUGGAUGAGUUCCGUUGCGAAGUGAGAAUUAUGCGUCGGCUUCGUCAUCCAAAUAUUGUGCUCUUUAUGGGUGCUGUAACACGGCCACCAAACUUAUCUAUUGUAUCGGAAUAUCUUCCAAGGGGAAGCUUACAUAAGAUUAUUCAUCGUUGUGAAAUUGAUGAGAAGCGUAGGAUUAAGAUGGCCCUUGAUGUGGCAAGAGGCAUGAACUGCCUCCAUACAAGUGUACCAACAAUUGUUCACCGGGACCUAAAAUCACCAAACUUACUGGUUGACGAUAAUUGGACUGUUAAGGUCUGUGAUUUUGGACUUUCACGUUUAAAGCACAGUACAUUUUUGUCUUCCAAAUCCACUGCUGGAACUCCGGAGUGGAUGGCACCAGAAGUACUGCGGAAUGAACAAUCUAACGAGAAGUGUGAUGUUUACAGCUUUGGUGUCAUCUUGUGGGAACUAGCAACGCUACGGACGCCAUGGCAGGGAAUGAACCCGAUGCAAGUUGUGGGUGCAGUUGGCUUUCAGGACCGACGGCUUGAUAUUCCCAAGGAAGUUGAUCCUCUAGUGGCAAAGAUCAUUCGGGACUGCUGGCAGAAGGACCCAAACUUGCGCCCUUCCUUUGGCCAAUUGACGAGCUACUUGAAGACUUUGCAAAGGCUAGUGGUUCCUUCUCAUCAGGAGAUACCGAACCCACAUACUCAGCAACAAAUAUGGGUGAACCACACCCCUUGAGGUUACCAUACACCAAAUGUGAACAAAGAGUAUAGUUUUGUGCCAUAUAUUUGGGUUCACUAGUCUGCAAAGGCAUGGCUUGAUUGAGAACCCCCAGUCCCGGAUAGCAGUCAUCCUCGCUGUUACAAGAAAAAGCUUUGCAGCAGGGUAUGUACAGUGCAGUACAGUAUAGGCCCAUCAGGUAAUAGCCAAAUGAAGAGAAACAAGGGUCUGUUUGGAUGAGGGUAUUUCACUGGAAGGUUUCUGGAUCUAGUUCAAAUUCGAAGUAAAUACAAAACUUUCCAAUGAAACACCCCCAAUCCAAACAUGUCCUUGUUAGCAAUUGUAGUUGCUUCUUAUGUCAUCUUUCUUUUCCUUUUUGCCCUAUUGAGUUCGAGCAUUGCUGGAAGACAGCAUGCUCGCAGUGUCUGGUUUAUGGACCUAUGGUUAUAAUAAUAAUAAAAAAAGUAAAUGCAUAACUGUGUC
Molecule: messenger RNA, 3625 nt
Organism: Setaria italica (foxtail millet)
Lineage: Eukaryota; Viridiplantae; Streptophyta; Magnoliopsida; Poales; Poaceae
Product: serine/threonine-protein kinase EDR1
Exons: 13
Coding region: 233-3160 (975 amino acids)
Biological process (GO): protein phosphorylation
Molecular function (GO): ATP binding; protein kinase activity
Source: RefSeq, a predicted model, not a curated record